GCACACUCUGCAGCUGUCAGUCUGUUUGGUUGUGAUUGGUGAUGAGCAGCAGCAGGAGGAGGAGCUGGGGCUGGGCAUAUAUCCCCAACAGCAAAAGCCAUGCAUCUCUCCUUCGUCUCCUUUAUAUCAUCGAUCACCAUUCACCAAUUCCAAUUCCCUCCACAGAUUCCCACUCCACUUAUAUACUCCCUCCCUUCCUGAUAGCGCCUCCUCACCAUUCCAUUCCAUCCCACUGCAACAACAGCAACGACACUACUACUGGUGUGCAAUAAUAAGCUAAGAUUGCUGCUCUAAUUUCUUCCAAGCUCAUCAACUCAACACGCAGAUAGAAGAAGAAGAAGAAGAAGAAGAAGAAGAAGAAGAAGAAGAAGGUUUCUUAGCAGCAGCUGGUGCGCUAUGGUGUUCCUCUCACCCUUGCUCUUCUGGUUUAUUCUCUUCCUCUUCUUGGCCGUCGGCGAUGGCGGCGCGGCGGCAUUGGACGCGCAGGCCGCCUACCUGGCCAGGAUGAAGGAGCAGUUCCCCGGGCCGGGCAUGUCGCGGUGGGAAUUCUCCUCGCCGGCGCCGGACUACUGCAGGUUCCAGGGCGUCACGUGCGACCGGGGCGGCAACGUGACGGGCAUCGACGUCACGUCGUGGCGGCUGUCCGGCCGGCUCCCGCCGGGCGUCUGCGCCGCGCUCCCUGCGCUCCGGGAGCUCCGGAUGGCGUACAACGACGUCCGCGGCGGCUUCCCGGCGGGCCUGCUCAACUGCACCGCCCUCGAGGUGCUCAACGUGAGCUACUCCGGCGUGUCCGGCGCCGUGCCGGACCUGUCCCCGAUGCGGGCGCUGCGGGUGCUCGACAUGUCCAACAACCUCUUCACCGGCGCGUUCCCGGCGUCCAUCGCCAACGUCACCACCCUCGAGGUCGUCAACCUCAACGAGAACCCCGGGUUCGACGUCUGGCGGCCGCCCGAGUCGUCGUUCAUGGCGCUCCGCCGCAUCCGCGUGCUCAUCCUCUCCACCACGUCCAUGCGCGGCGGCAUCCCGGCCUGGUUCGGCAACAUGACGUCGCUCACCGACCUGGAGCUCAGCGGCAACUUCCUCACCGGCAGCAUCCCCGUGUCGCUGGCGCGCCUCCCCAAGCUGCAGUUCCUAGAGCUCUACUACAACCAGCUGGAGGGCGUCGUCCCCGACGAGCUCGGCAACCUCACGGAGCUCACCGACAUCGACCUGUCGGAGAACCGGCUCACCGGCGGCAUCCCCGAGUCCCUGUGCGUGCUGCCCAACCUGCGCGUGCUCCAGCUGUACACCAACGAGCUCACCGGGCCCAUCCCCGCCGUGCUCGGCAACUCCACGCAGCUGCGCAUCCUCUCCGUGUACCGCAACCGGCUUACCGGCGAGAUCCCCGGCGACCUCGGCCGCUACUCGGCCCUGAACGUGCUGGAGGUGUCGGAGAACCAGCUGACGGGGCCGCUGCCGCCGUACGCCUGCGCCGGCGGGCAGCUCCAGUACAUCCUGGUGCUGAGCAACCUCCUGACGGGCCCCAUCCCGGCGGCCUACGCCGAGUGCACGCCGCUGCUCCGGUUCCGGGUGAGCAGCAACCACCUGGAGGGCGACGUGCCGCCGGGCAUCUUCGGCCUCCCGCACGCCUCCAUUGUCGACCUCUCCUACAACCACCUGACGGGGCCGGUGCCCGCGGCGGUGGCGCGCGCCGCCAACCUGACGUCGCUGUUCGCGUCCAACAACCGGAUCUCCGGCGAGCUCCCGCCGGAGAUCGCCGGCGCCUCGGCGCUGGUGAAGAUGGACCUGAGCGGCAACCUCAUCGGCGGGCCGAUCCCGGAGGCGGUGGGGCGGCUGGCGCGGCUGAACCAGCUGUCCCUGCAGGGCAACCGGCUGAGCGGCGCCAUCCCGGCGUCGCUCGCCGGGCUGCGCAGCCUCAACGUGCUCAACCUGUCGGACAACGCGCUGUCCGGUGCCAUCCCGGAGGCGCUGUGCGCGCUGCUGCCCAACUCGCUCGACUUCUCCAACAACAACCUGUCGGGCCCGGUGCCGGCGCCGCUCAUCAAGGAGGGCCUGCUGGAGAGCGUGGCGGGCAACCCGGGGCUGUGCGUGGCGUUCCGGCUGAACCAGACGGAGCCGGCGCUGCCGCUGUGCCCGCGGCGCCCCGGCGUGCUGCGGCGGGGGAACGACGUGUGGGUGGUGGGCGUGUGCGCGCUGGUGUGCGUGGCGGCGGCGCUGGCGCUGGCGCGGCGGUGGGGGGUGCUGCGGGCGCUGCGGCAGGGCGCGGAGCACGACGGCGCGCCGGCGUCGCCGGCGUCGGGCUCGUCCUACGACGUGACGAGCUUCCACAAGCUGAGCUUCGACCAGCACGAGAUCCUGGAGGAGCUCAUCGACAAGAACAUCGUGGGGCACGGCGGCUCUGGCACGGUGUACAAGAUCGAGCUCAGCAGCGGCGAGCUGGUGGCGGUGAAGAAGCUGUGGGUGUCGAGCAAGCAGCACGAGGUGGCGACGACGACGACGACCACCACGAGUGGGUGGCUCGGCGACCGCGAGCUCCGCACGGAGGUGGAGACGCUGGGCAGCAUCCGGCACAAGAACAUCGUCAAGCUCUACUGCUGCUACUCCGGCGCCGACAGCAACCUGCUGGUGUACGAGUACAUGCCCAACGGCAACCUCUGGGAGGCGCUGCACGGCUGCUUCCUGCUGCUGGACUGGCCGACGCGCCACCGCGUGGCGCUGGGCGUGGCGCAGGGCCUCGCCUACCUCCACCACGACCUCCUCUUCCCCAUCGUCCACCGCGACAUCAAGUCCUCCAACAUCCUCCUCGACGCAGACUUCGAGCCCAAGGUCGCCGACUUCGGCAUCGCCAAGGUGCUCCACCUGGCGCGCGGCGGCGGCGGCCGGGACGCGGCGUCCACCACCACCACCACCAUCGCCGGGACCUACGGCUACCUCGCGCCCGAGUACGCCUACUCGUCCAAGGCCACGACCAAGUGCGACGUCUACAGCUUCGGCGUGGUGCUCAUGGAGCUGGCCACGGGGAGGAAGCCCAUCGAGCCGGAGUUCGGGGACACGCGGGACAUCGUGCACUGGGUCUCCGGCAAGGUGGCCGCCGGCGCCGAGGCGGACGCGCUGGACAAGCGCCUGGCGUGGAGCCCCUACAAGGAGGAGAUGGUGCAGGCGCUGCGCGUCGCCGUGCGGUGCACCCGCAGCAUCCCGGGCCUCCGCCCCACCAUGGCCGACGUCGUCCAGAUGCUCGCCGAGGCCGGCCCCCCCAAGGACAAGAACAAGGACAGCAACAAGUACGACGCCGCCGGCCAGCAGCCCAUCAUCAAGCUACCUGCAGCUACUACUAGUCCAUAGCCGCAGGAACGAAUUCAAGCAACGUGCGUGUCAAGCAUAGCAGCAUAGCUUGUGGUCGAUCGAUCGAUGAUUAAACAAAGAUCCAACCAGGUGGGGUGAGGUGAGCUGCUGAUGGAUCAUCAGGCAAUUAAAUAUGCAACAACAUUAUUAAUUAAUUAGUACUAAUUAAGCACCCAACUAUCCCUUAUAAUAAUACUAAUUGAUCAGAGGAUGAUGUUGUUUCCUUUUACACAGGCAUGCAAUGCAAGUAGCAAAGAUUACUCUUGCAGUACGAGAGAUAUAUAUAUAUAUAUAUAUAUAUUAUAUUAUAUAUACAUAUGUGUAAGUAGGAUAUUAGCUAGCUAGAGCUCUAGGCAAGGCAGGCAGGCAGCUUUAUCGCAUUGGGUCCUCCUCCUCAAGUAGUAGUAUACAUACACUGCUUGGUGUUUAAGCAGAAUCUGAUGCUCCCAGUGGACCAGAGGAGAGAAAAAAAAUUGUAUCAUAUAUGGAUGGAAGCAAGCAAUGCAAAUAUAUUGGCACAUUCUACUUUGAAA
This is a messenger RNA of Panicum virgatum (switchgrass), 3875 nucleotides long. Its product is annotated as receptor protein-tyrosine kinase CEPR1-like. NCBI's taxonomy places the organism in Eukaryota, Viridiplantae, Streptophyta, Magnoliopsida, Poales, Poaceae. The transcript has a single exon. Gene Ontology annotation, molecular function: protein kinase activity; protein binding; ATP binding. The coding region runs from base 397 to 3342 and encodes 981 amino acids. The record is from RefSeq and is a predicted model, not a curated record. Gene Ontology annotation, biological process: protein phosphorylation.